Molecule: messenger RNA, 1668 nt
Organism: Galleria mellonella (greater wax moth)
Lineage: Eukaryota; Metazoa; Arthropoda; Insecta; Lepidoptera; Pyralidae
Exons: 3
Coding region: 209-1468 (419 amino acids)
Source: RefSeq, a predicted model, not a curated record
AAAUAUUAUCAGCAAUUGCAGGAUUUGUUUGGUUCGAAUAAAGCAUAAAUCACAUAUUUUUUUUAUUUUUUUUUCUUUGUAUAAAAAGGCGGGAGUUUUUCUAAAAACUUAUAUUUUAUCUAUGGUCUAAAGAAUUAGUAUAAUAAUAUUUUUCGUUUAUUAAUUUCUAUUUUAAUAAACAAAUUUUCGAUAUCUUAUUUUAAUCAGAAUGCCGUAUACUAGAAAUCGUAAGUAUAAAAGAAACAGAAGAUCUUUACAUUCAGUUAAACAAAAACAGUUAAUAGCUACAAGACUCAUGGAGAUAAGUUUAAAAGUGGAAAGACAUAUUUAUAAUAACAGGCCGAUUUCGACAGCGAAUGCUAUAACAUACAUGGAAGAAGUGUGUUCAUACAAAGCCCAUUGUUUGAAUGACCCCCGAUGUCUACAGGUUAUAGAAAAAUUAAAACGAUCGAUGAAUGCAAUAAUUACUGAGGCAGAAAAUUUUCAUAAUUUAAAUGUAAACAAAUACGAAAUCAAUGAAGUCUAUUUUAACAAUAAUCAGGGAUACAUAUCUCCAGUAUAUUCUAUUGUAGACAAUGACGAGAUGGAAACUAUUGUAGUUCUUCAGAAUAAUAUUGAUACAAUAAAAGAUAUGCCAGAUGAAAAUAUACACAAAAAUGACAUGAUAAUUUUACAUUCAGUAACUGAUCAAGAUGGUAACGUCCAGAACAAUUCAAGACAAAUUUCGAAUGAAUUAAAUUUUAUAGACGAUAAUAUACAAAAACAGCUUUCCAUUUUGUCUAUAAAAGAAAUAGAAGAUCCGACACUAACAAAUGUAAACUCAAAUAACGAAAUGUGUUCCCAGAGUAUUAUUCCUGAUAAUUUUAAGGAUGUUAAUGACAUCACAGACAUAAAAAAUACCGAAAUAAAAGAGCAAGAUAAAACUUUAAUAAUACAUGGAUCACACAAUAAUGUAACAUUGAAAUCUAGGUCUAAAGUUAUUACAGACUUUACAACAAAAGCUAUAAUUUAUAAUGUUCCUCAAAAUGAAAUCGCACAUACUGCUACUAACAUAAAAACGGCUAUUAAAACAACUAAUGUUGAAAAGAAAAAGACGAUUAAACGGAAUAAAGCGAAAAUAAAUGUAACAAGAAAUAUAAAUAAAAGUGUUAACUCUAAAAAGGGUAAAAAAGUAGAAGGAAAUUUUACCAAACCUGUAAAAAAAGUCGUUUCUUUAGCUAAUGAAAUUCCUACAAAAAGUGUAGUAAAAACAAAUGAACCUGAAAUAUUAAAACAAUUAAAUCCAGAUGAGUAUUUAGCUCAGAUACACAACAAAACUGUAGAAAAUAAUUUGUCCUGGUUAGAAAAUAUACGAUACGUACGGCAAGUGGGGGCUGACGAGACUGAUCCUAAAUUGACGUACUUAAAUGAAAGUUUCUGGAAUGAUUACACGCUGCCUAAUGGUUGGAGCGAUCAAGAGUUCUUUUGAAUAUGUACUUAUGUAUUCCUAUAUUAAAGAUUUCAUUUUAUUAUACAACGGGUUUUUUGAUUGUUAACAGGGUCUUUUCAUCCUAUUGAUAUUAUAAAUGCCAAAGUUAACAGUAAAUUGAUGAAUGGAUAGACGCAUGUUUAUUACUCUUUCACGCAAAUUGCUAAACGUGUUUGAAUGAAAUUUGGGACACGGGUAUU